CGUGCUCCCCUUGGGUUACGGGGCGGGGAGGCCAUUUGCAGGUGACUCGGCUCAGCCCGGCGUCUGCCCUCACCACGCCUGCCGCGGGGCCCAGCGGCAGGGGGCGGGCUCCGGACCUCCGCACCAGCCGGCCGCAGAGGCCGACCCUGCACUCGCCCGGCUACGGCGUGUAACGGGCGGGGCCGGGUGCUGGAACCCCAGUCAGGGACUUGGGGAUCGGAGCCCAACCACCCAAGAUGCCGAGCUCCUCCCAGGGCCCGCAGAAUGGCACCUGGGCAGAGCCCUUCUCCCUGCUCUUAGGUCUUGGCGCCACCCUCUGCCUGGGCUACUACUGGAGAUAUGUGCCACAGGGGACUCCGCUGGUGACUGGGUUCUUGGCCUUCCUGGAGCAACACUGUGCAGUCACUCUGGAGACUUUCUACCCUACGCUAUGGUGUUUUGAGGGGCGGCUACAAACCAUCUUCCAAGUCCUACUGCAGUCCCAGCCUCCAGUCCCUUACUGGAGUGAAGUCCUCCAAACCCCAGAGAGAGGCCAGGUCCUGAUAGACUGGGCUGGCCUGCGCGGCAGCAGUCAGCACCCUGACUCUACUACCCAGCCCAUUGUGUUAUUACUUCCCAGCAUCAUGGGCAGUAGCCAGGACUCCUAUAUCUCCCAACUGGCUAGCCAAGCUCUGAGGGAUGGUUACAGAGCUGCUGUAUUUAGUAACCGGGGCUGCCGUGGGGAAGAACUGCUGACCCACAGGGCCUUUUCUGCCAGCAACACUGAAGGUCUGGAGACAGUCGUGAACCACAUAAAGCACCGCUACUCCCGAGCUCCACUGCUGACCGUGGGCAGCUCUCUUGGAGGGACAUUAGUGCUGAACCACCUAGCCCGAACAGGACAGGCUUCAGGGCUGGUGGCGGCACUGACUCUGUCUGCAUGCUGGGAUUCCUCUGAGACCACCCGCUCCCUGGAGACCCCACUCAACUCACUGCUCUUCCAUCAGGGCCUCACUGCUGAGCUCUGCCACACUGUGAACCGAAACAGAAAGGUGAUGGAAAAGGCGGUGAAUGUAGACUUUGUGCUACAGGCCUGCACAAUCUGCCAGUUUGAUGAGCGCUACACCACUGUGGCCUUUGGAUAUCAAGACUGUGUUACCUACGACCAAGCAGCUAGCCCAAGAACCAAGGUAAAUGCCAUCCAGACCCCUGUGCUCUGCCUCAAUACAGCUGACGACCCCUUCUCUACCAUCUGCACCCUUCCCAUACAGGCUGCCCAACGCUCUCCCCACAUCGCACUCUACAUGACCCGCCUUUUACAUCAGUACGCCAGAGCCGUCUUCCAGCACCCAUCGGACCUGCUCAACCUCGGGGACCUCUUACCUUCCAACAGAGGCAAGAGCUGACAGCAGAACCACCAGG
This is a messenger RNA of Enhydra lutris kenyoni (northern sea otter), 1401 nucleotides long. RefSeq names its product abhydrolase domain containing 1. Gene Ontology annotation, biological process: medium-chain fatty acid biosynthetic process; medium-chain fatty acid catabolic process. Gene Ontology annotation, molecular function: monoacylglycerol lipase activity; acetylesterase activity. Lineage: Eukaryota; Metazoa; Chordata; Mammalia; Carnivora; Mustelidae. The record is from RefSeq and is a predicted model, not a curated record.